This is a messenger RNA of Magallana angulata, 2918 nucleotides long. RefSeq lists its product as uncharacterized. The record is from RefSeq and is a predicted model, not a curated record. Lineage: Eukaryota; Metazoa; Mollusca; Bivalvia; Ostreida; Ostreidae. The transcript is spliced from 4 exons. The coding region runs from base 222 to 1739 and encodes 505 amino acids.
CAUCAUAUUUCAUGCCUCCUGUAAACAUAUUAACGGUUAUUCCAUACAUUCCCACAGCAGAUUUGUGGCUGUGUCAUAGCGCUAGGGUUAAUUGAAAACCAAGAGGAACCACUGUCAAUAUCGGAACCAAACCAGUAGAACUAGAAAUGGAACAAAAGAUAUGUCCAAAAUGCUAUUUUAAAAAAGAAGAAUUUAUGAGGACUUAGGAGGAAUACGUCCACAUGGUGUUGGAUACAGAUAAAAACAUUUGGGAUAUGAUAGAACUCGCCAUACAAGUCAUAUGUAUUCUGGUAGUACUAAUGUUAAUAUGCAAAACUAAGCACAGGGAAGCAGUGCGUUUGGUUAGAUCAUCACUUUCGGAGGAUUUCAAAGAGGAGUGGAGAAAGCCAGUCUAUCAUUUUGGAAUUAAAGACAAAGGAAUAAAGGAUUUCUUUAAAAAAGAACGUAUAGACUUUAAUCAAGACGACUGGGAUGUAAGUUGUGAAAUUGUAGACAGGAUUUUAAAAAUCGUUGCUUGUGAAAUGAGAAAAGCGGCAAACAAACGUUUUCCUGGACUUGUUCUAUCAGGAACGUUAAAAAAACAAGGAAGUUCAAGGGAAGGUUUAAAGGUUUGUGACCCAUUGGAAUUCGAUGUACUUUUACCUUUUCAUUUGGAAAAUGUUCAGACGAGAAAUGAUGUCGUCUUUGACAGAUAUGGUUGUAUUAUUCCCGGGCUUUUUAAGAUGGAGAUUAUAAAUCCUGAGAAGCUUCCAUUGCGGUGGAGAAAAUGCGAAUUGCUUUCUUGUGUACAGGAAAAAGUAUAUAUAAACACAAGUCAUUUUCAGAAGAAAGUGUUUGCUUCCCUUCUCGAUCAAAUCAGAGGCGACAUUAAUAAACGCUUGAAAAUAUGGACAGAAAAUUCCAUAAACAAGCAGUUUAAAAUGGUGCGACAAGUCAAUUCCCCUAACUUGAAAUUAAAAUUAAAGAUUUGUAGUCAAAAUGGAUUAAUAGAUUUCAAGAAUGGUUUAUAUCUUUUGGAACAACAGUGCUCAUUACAUUCUUUAAAUGUUAAUCAAAUAGACCUUGAAAUUGACUUAGUUCCCAGUAUUUUACAGUCUGCUGAACAAUUCCCAAGUACAUUGUUAAAUGAAAAAGGUUCCAUACCUUGUGAACGAUACGGAGUAUUGAAGUGGGUCAAUAAAAGGAAUGAUCAUAUUCCGAAAGAAAAUGGAGAUCUUAUUUGGCGCAGUUCAACGUGCGGUUAUGAAAAGUGUAUAUUUGAUAUCGCUCAGAAAAAUCCGAGUCAACUUUAUGUAAUGACAGCAUGUAGACUGCUGAAGUGGGCAUUACGAAACGUUGCAAACAAUCAACUCGGUAGUGUGAUAGGAUCCUACCAUCUGAAAAACCUUUGUAUGUAUUGUAUCUUGUUUUUGACGAUACCUUCUGAGCAAAAUCGCCUUUCCGGUGUAACGGAGGCAAUGGGAUAUUUCAUCGAAUUUAUCCGAAUCAGUCUUGAAGCUAAAUACCUCCCGUAUUUUUUCUUUGGUAAUCCGUAUCUCCAUGACAUGAUUCCUGGCUGUACAUUUGGUACCGAAAGGGCGACGUACAACAUGUUUGCUAAGAACAGUGCGACGACGCUUAUCCAUGCACGGUUAGGAUUUAUGAAACUGACGCGAAAAUUACACGGUCUAUACAUGAAACGAGGGCAGCUAGACAAGAAGAAAAUAAAACUCUUUGCUGGUCUUUUACGACGUCAAUGAAUGUGUUUAUAUGCUUAUGCAUUAUGAAUAUAGAGGAUAUAUUAUUAUAUUGUGUGAUUUUAUAUUUGCUUUAUCCAACAAGUUUAAAUGGUGUGUAUAUUCGCGAGGCUUGCCGAGCGAAUUUAACCAUUUCAAAGAGUUGGAUAAAGCAAAUAUAAAUUCACACAAUUAUGGAUGUUCCAUUUAUCUUAUUCAAUCUGAUUAAUAUUAUAAAGCCUUUGAGACAGUCCUUAAAUGUAUAUGACCCGAAUUGUUGUUGGGGUUUUUUUUCGAAGAUUAAAAUCGAUGAUACAACGUUGUGUUAUGCGGUUAUUGUGACCUUGCGCAAUACACUUAAGUAAGUCAUUUCGGAGAUAUAUCUAAAUGUUUUAAUGUAAAGCUUCACUAAAAUAAACCUCGAAAUACUUUUUUAGCGCUAAAUAAUAUCACUUAUUAGGUUUGUUACUAACUGUUUACAGAAAUUUGUGGGGACGGUAAAGUCCAUAGAAGACGAGGCGGAGCCGAGCCUUCUAUGGACUUUACCGACACCACAAAUUUCUGUAAACAGUCAGUAACAAACCUAAUAAGUGUUUUGUUUUGUCGAGGACCUAAACUUUUAUAUGUAAGCAACAAAAGAUGAUAUAUAACAAUUAAAUUCAUUGGCUUAUUUUCUAAUUUAGUGCCUUUCUCGUCAGUCGUCUGUGCAAACCUUGAUGCCAUUGUAUAUAGGAUUGUUUUAUUACGUCACGGGCAAAAGGGGGUCACUCUAAAUAUUUUGGUGCUUGAAAAUUAAAGGUAUGGUUGAACGUUUGUGUAAAAAAAUAAGCUCAAAUAACGUUUCGUCCGCCUUGUUGUCGUAUAAAUUUUGACGCCCGCCGUGUAAAGAAACUUAUAAGGCAAUCACGAGACGCGAUUUAUCCAAUGACGUCGCGACAUUCUAGUCCGAGGCAAACAUUUUUAAUAGAGCUUAAUCACUUGUCUGAAUGAAAAUACUGAUCAGAGACUUGAAUAUUCAAGUUUGACACAAAGUUGCGAAUGUUCGUUAGGUUGAAUUGACUCGAACGAGGAUAAGUUGUUGAUAUUUUAUAAAACAAACACUAGCUGAAUGAGUCGACAUUAAAAAAAUAUUCAAUAAGGAUGCGUACUGGUGGUUGAAUAAAAGUCUUAAGAAACAUUAUUUCGGUAAGUUCUUGUAUAUAA